Molecule: messenger RNA, 948 nt
Organism: Lynx canadensis (Canada lynx)
Lineage: Eukaryota; Metazoa; Chordata; Mammalia; Carnivora; Felidae
Product: olfactory receptor 143-like
Exons: 2
Coding region: 1-948 (315 amino acids)
Biological process (GO): sensory perception of smell; G protein-coupled receptor signaling pathway
Cellular component (GO): membrane
Molecular function (GO): G protein-coupled receptor activity; olfactory receptor activity; odorant binding
Source: RefSeq, a predicted model, not a curated record
AUGGUUUUGGGUGUAAUGGCUAUAGAAAAUGACUCUUCAGUGACAGAGUUCAUCCUGGUAGGAUUUACAGACCCACCUCAGCUCCAGUUACCCCUUUUCUUUCUCUUUUUACUGAACUAUGUGGUCACUAUGGUAGGAAAUUUGAGCCUAGUUAAUCUAAUAUGCCUGAAUUCUCACCUGCACACUCCCAUGUACUUUUUCAUCUUCAACUUAUCCUUCAUAGAUUUCUGCCACUCUUUGGUCAUUACCCCUAAAAUGCUGAUGAGCUUUGUCUCAGAGAAGAACAUCAUUUCCUUUACAGAAUGCAUGACUCAGCUGUUUUUCUUCUGUUUCUUUGUGCAUUCUGAGUGCUAUGUGUUGACAGCCAUGGCCUAUGAUCGCUAUGUGGCCAUCUGUAACCCUCUGGUGUACACGGUCACCAUGUCCCCUCAGGUCUGUUCUCUGCUGAUGUUUGGUUCUUACGUGAUGGGGUUUGCUGGUGCCAUGAUCCACACAGGGGACAUGGUCAGAUUGUCCUUUUGUGAUUCUAACAUCAUCAACCAUUACAUGUGUGACAUCUUCCCCCUCCUUCAGCUCUCCUGCAGUGGCACCUAUGCCAGUGAGUUGCUGAAUUCCAUUAUUGUGAGCACAGUUGUCAUAAUAUCCGGCUUCAUUAUUUUCAUUUCUUAUGCUUUGGUCCUGUCCAAUGUCCUCCACGUCUCAUCAGCUCAGGGUUGGCCCAAAGCCUUCAGCACCUGUGGCUCCCACAUAGUAACUGUGGGUCUGUUCUAUGGGUCUGGGUUGUUCACACAUCUCAAGACCGCUCCUUCUGAUUCUGUGGACCAGGGGAAGUUCUUCUCAGUAUUUUACACCAAUGUAAUACCCAUGUUGAACCCCCUCAUCUAUAGUCUAAGGAACAAGGAUGUCAAAUGUGCUCUGAAAAAAACCCUGAAGAGAAUUGCAAACUAA